AUGGCAACUACUUAUAUGGCAAAAAAAAAGUCUUGUACUUCAGACAGUUCGACUGGUCCAAGUUCGCCAAGUUCUAUAACUGCUCUUUCUUAUGUUAAUAAUGUUCAAAAUACAAACGGAUCUUCAAACACAAUGCAAAAUGGUAUAAUGCUCAACAAUGGAAAUACAUCUGUACCCCCUCAAACCAUAGUAAAUGGUCAGAAUUCUUCAGAAUCUCCUAGUCCUGGUAUUAAUAAUAAUAAUGCACCAAAGUAUGGAACACCAGUUCCAAACAGAAUAUUUGUAGGUGGAAUAUCUGCACAAACUACAGAAAGUGAAUUAGCCCAAUUGUUUAGUAGUUUUGGAACUGUUAAAGGUACAAAAAUAAUAUUCGAUAGAGCUGGAGUGUCAAAAGGUUAUGGUUUUGUCACAUUCGAAACUGAAAUGGAAGCUCGUAGAAUAAUGAGAGAAGCUCAAAGUGUAAUGUUUAAACAGAGAAAACUUAAUAUUGCUCCGGCAAUUAAAAAACAGCCCUUCUCCAGGUCUCUGGAAGUUCAGUCCCCUCCAAUAGGUAUUCCGUCUACAGUGAUGUAUGCUAACGGUUCACCAUAUGUGUUCCAUAAUGGAAUGGCAUUUUUUAGUCCCCCUGAACCUCCAUCUAAUUUUCAAGCUGCACCUUCAAAUCAAAUUCCUGCAGUUCCUGGAGCAGCAACAGUAUGUCCUGCAAUGAUGUAUCCGUGUCCUCCAGGACAACCUCUCUAUCAAUAUCCUUAUCAACCAGUUCCGAAUGGAAUGUUGGGGACCGGUGAUGUUCCAAUGUUACCAACUGUUCCAUAUACAUUACCGACAUUACCGGGAUAUCUUUUACUCGAUAGAAUUCAACCUUUUUAA
Molecule: messenger RNA, 870 nt
Organism: Pediculus humanus corporis (human body louse)
Lineage: Eukaryota; Metazoa; Arthropoda; Insecta; Psocodea; Pediculidae
Exons: 6
Coding region: 1-870 (289 amino acids)
Molecular function (GO): RNA binding
Source: RefSeq, a predicted model, not a curated record